AUGAACGAACACGACCAGAUCCCGAAGCCGACCAACCGGAAGCCCAAUCGGCAGGAUAAUCGGGAUACUGGCAAAUUCUGCCGAUAUCACCAGCAGAACAGCCACAAUACCGAAGACUGCAUCAGUCUAAGGAAAAUUGUCGAGCGCCUGAUUCGGGAAGGGAAGUUGGAUCAGUACCUUGCCAGGCCGCCACAGGCCCCGGCACCGAAUGCGAAUCGGCAGAUCAACAUGAUCAACACGAUCAGCGGCGGCCCCACCCUGGCGGGACCCUCCAACCGCUGGGCAAAGCAGUAUGUGCGCGCCGCGCACUGCCCUCAGGUCUUCGGCAUAGCGGAGGAUCGGUGCCGAAAGUUGUCAAAAGUGGGAUGGGAGCCCAUCACAUUCAGUGAAGAAGAAGAGGAGGGGAUCAUCUACCCCCACGACGACCCAAUGAUCAUUCGGGCUGAGAUCGCCGAUUACGACGUGGGUCGGGUGCUGAUUGACACCGGAAGCUCGGUGAACGUGAUCUUUGCCGAUGCGUUCAAGGGACUGGGGAUUGCGGAUAGCAUGGUCAAUCGGCAAAUCACGCCUCUCCUCAGUUUCUCUGGGGAUCUGGUACAACCGGUCGGUAGCAUCAGUUUACCCAUUGCCUUCGGCAUGGCCCCCCGGAGGACCAUGACCUAUGACCAAUUCCUCAUUGUUGACUGCCCAACGGCAUACAACGUCAUCAUAGGGCGAACGGCCCUCACCAGGAUCAAAGCCCACCUAUCCACACACAUGUUGCUGAUGAAGUUCCCAACACGCAACGGUACCGGAGCCAUCCGGGGCGAUCAGCUCAGCGCACGGACGUGCUAUGCCACGGCCCUUAAGUCGGUAGCCAGCAAACCGCCAAUGGAGGCCAUGACCUUGCAGGGACUACCGAACGGUAACGAACCCAUUGACGACCCCCGGGAGGAAAACCCAACGCCAAUGGCACAGCCCGCCGAGGAACUGGAGACCAUAAUCCUGAACGAGAACUUCCCCGACCGGUGGGUGAAGAUCGGCACCAAUCUGGAACCCGACCUCCGAAGGCAGUUCAUCGACUUCUUACGGCGGCAUGCGGAAGUCUUCGCCUGGUCUUAUGACGACAUGCCCGGCAUAUCACCCGACGUCAUCAGCCACAAGCUCAGCAUCUCCCCCGCCCACAAACCAGUCAGGCAAAAGCGCCGAUCGUACGAUGCCGAACGGUAUGAGGCAAUGCGAGCCGAAGUUGGCAAGCUCAAAGCCAUCGGCUUUGUCAGGGAAGCUACGUACCCUGUUUGGCUGGCCAACUCAGUCAUGGUUCGGAAAGCCAGGGGAGGAUGGCGAAUGUGCCAGGAUUAUACCGACCUGAAUAAGGCUUGUCCGAAGGACAGUUUCCCCUUACCGAGGAUCGACCAGCUCGUCGAUGCCACCGCCGGGCACGAGCUGCUCAGCUUCAUGGACGCGUAUUCAGGGUACAACCAGAUCUUCAUGGACCCUGCCGAUCGAGAACAUACGGCAUUCAUCACGGAUCGCGGUUUGUACUGUUACAACGUCAUGCCCUUCGGCCUGAAGAACGCGGGGGGCAACUUACCAACGGCUCGUCAACCGGAUCUUCGCUAA
Messenger RNA from Prunus armeniaca (apricot), 1602 nucleotides. Lineage: Eukaryota; Viridiplantae; Streptophyta; Magnoliopsida; Rosales; Rosaceae. The record is from the annotation of a GenBank genome assembly.